Hordeum vulgare subsp. vulgare (domesticated barley) is the source of this 772-nucleotide messenger RNA. Its product is annotated as phylloplanin-like. The transcript has 2 exons. NCBI's taxonomy places the organism in Eukaryota, Viridiplantae, Streptophyta, Magnoliopsida, Poales, Poaceae. The coding region runs from base 91 to 510 and encodes 139 amino acids. The record is from RefSeq and is a predicted model, not a curated record.
GAGAGUGAGUAUAUAAAUAGGCUGGCCUGCUCCUAGUCCUAGCUGAAAGCAAGAAGCCAGACGAAUCAAAGCUCCGACGCGCCCCGACAAAUGGCAUCUAAGCUGGUUCUCCUCGUGGCCACGCUAGCGUGCGUGCUCGGCGGCGCCGAGGCGAAGCUCGGCAGGCUGGUCGUCAGCGGCGUCGUGCCGUGCAACACCGGCAGCCUCAUCGACAUCGCCACCUCCCCUGCGUUCCCAAACGCGGAGGUGGAGCUGCGGUGCGCGGGGCAGGUGGUGGCGGGCGCGACGACCAACACCAACGGGUCCUUCACGAUGGAGGCGGACCUGACGAGCGCGCUGGCGGCGUUCAUCGGCCGGUGCUCGCUGGUGGUGGACACGCCGCUCAUCAAGUGCGAUGCCCAGCUGCCGCCGGCGGGGAGGCUCGUGUCCUACCUGCAGGGCCCGCUCACCAGGCUGCUCGGCGGCAUCUUUCACCUCUUCCCCGCCGGCUUCUCGUUCCACAGCCGAUGAAAUUAGCUCCUUGUGUCGUCGGUCCAACGAUUUCAGCAUACUGAGAUCUGGUUAACUACCUCUUGUAUAUCUUUAGUUUGGUUUGAAAUGAAAUGUAUCUCAAGUUGCAGGAGCUGCAAACGCUUGACGCAAGUGUUGUUGUAAGUUGGCUAAGUUGAGCAACUGGAUGGAUAAUCGUAUUUCGCAAAAUCUGGGUGCUAAAGUUCUAGUGAAGAUCAUCUUGAUCAUCUUAGCAAAAUCUGGGUGCUAAAGUUCCAGUGAA